Talpa occidentalis (Iberian mole) is the source of this 945-nucleotide messenger RNA. RefSeq names its product olfactory receptor 10A3-like. Gene Ontology annotation, molecular function: G protein-coupled receptor activity; olfactory receptor activity. Gene Ontology annotation, biological process: G protein-coupled receptor signaling pathway. The record is from RefSeq and is a predicted model, not a curated record. Bases 1 to 945 code for a protein of 314 amino acids. The transcript has a single exon. Gene Ontology annotation, cellular component: membrane. Lineage: Eukaryota; Metazoa; Chordata; Mammalia; Eulipotyphla; Talpidae.
AUGAAAAGGCAGAAUCAGAGCUCUGUGGUUGAAUUCAUCCUCUUGGGCUUUUCUAACUAUCCUGAACUUCAAGGGCAGAUCUUCGGGGUUUUCUUGGUGAUUUACCUGGUCACUCUGAUGGGAAAUGCCAUCAUUAUAAUUGUCAUCUCUCUGGAAAAGAGUCUCCAUGUCCCCUUGUACCUAUUUCUCUUGAACUUAUCUGUGUUAGAAGUGGGUUUCAGUGCAAGCACAGUACCUGAGAUGCUGGUGGUCCUCUCCAGGGAAAGAACUACAAUUACUUUUGCAGGCUGCUUUGCCCAGAUGUAUUUCCUUCUUCUUUUUGGUGGGACUGAAUGUUUUCUCCUGGGGGCAAUGGCUUAUGACAGAUAUGCUGCCAUCUGCCAUCCUCUGAGCUACCCAGUGAUUAUGAACAAAAGUGUUUUCACAAAAUUAGUAACAUUCUCAUGGGUUUCCUGGAUCAUGUUGGAUACCGUGCACACCUCAUGGGUUUUCAGUUUUCCCUUUUGUGGCCCCAAUGAAAUUAAUCAUCUCUUCUGUGAGACUCCCCCAGUGCUGGAGCUUGCAUGUGCAGACACUUUCAUUUUUGAAAUCUAUGCGUUCACUGGCACCGUUUUGGUUGUUAUGGUUCCUUUUCUAUUGAUACUCUUGUCUUAUACUCGAAUUCUCUUCGCCAUCCUGAAGAUGCCAUCUAACACUGGGAGGCAGAAGGCCUUUUCCACCUGUGCCUCCCAUCUGACUUCUGUUACCCUUUUCUAUGGCACGGCCAUUAUGACUUAUUCACAGCCCAAGUCUGACUACUCCCCAGACACCAAGAAACUGAUGUCAUUGGCUUACACACUUCUUACUCCUCUGCUGAAUCCGCUUAUCUACAGCUUGCGUAACAGUGAGAUGAAACGAGCUUUCAUGAAAUUGUGGCGAAGAAAAUUUAAUUUACAAACAUUCUGA